ACUACUUGGUGCCGUGCCAUGCCUUUGUUCGUGUUUUCUUUAUUUGAUAAAAACACAGAUUUUAAUUUAAUUUAAAAAACGAAAUGAAGCGUAAAAUAUCCAGUUUAGAUGAUCAAGAGGCGAGGUUGUCACAGCUUUUAUUCAGCAAGUCUAAGAAUUUGGUUGAAAAAUUAAUACCUUUGGAGAAUAUAGACCAUAAUGAAGAUCUAAAACCAGUCUGGGAAGACGAAGAUGACCUACAGUAUAACAUAAAAAAUGUCAACUCAAGUACUAAUGCUGCCAGGUUGAAACAAAAGUUUGAAAACCUAGUAGGCACACCAGCUUGGGCAAAGAUAAAUAUUCAAAAGUCAAACAACGAAGAAGAAGAAGAUAGUGAAAUUUUAAGAACAGUUGGUCAUAUUAAAAAGAAGAAAAAUGUGCAACUGCCUACUGAUUAUCUUGAAGUUAAAGUCUUGCCACAUAUAAAUAAAGAAACUCAUAAUGAAGGGCGAAUUAUAUCAUGUAUUGAAUUCCAUCCAAAGUUGAGUGUAGCUCUUGUUGGUGGCACUGCUGGUACUGUAUCCAUAAUUUCUAUUGGCGGAGAUGUAAAUAACAAAUUACAUAGUUUCAAACUUCAAAAGUGGAAAACUCACGCAGCUCAAUUUACCCCCAGUGGUUCAGAAGCAUAUCUGGCUACAAAUCUAAGCAAUAGUUAUUGUGUUUAUGAUCUAGUAAAAGCUCAGCCAAGACUAUAUCAAUUACCGCAGGUAUCGAAAGCACCGAAAUUGUUCCAGUUAUCACCUGAUGGGUGUUAUAUUGCAGUUUCAGAUGGCUUUGAUGAAGUAUUUUUGAUAAGUGCAGCAUCAAAGGAACUUUUGAGAUGUCUGAAACACAAUUCAAUAAUAGAAUCAUUGACAUUUAACCACAAUAGUGAACAACUCUAUUGUUAUGAUGCACAAGGUGUGAUCACAAUUUGGGAUUUAUCAACAUUUAGACCUAUAAAGAAAUUCUAUGAUAAUGGCUGUGUGAAAGCAUCUUGCAUAACAAACAGCCCUUGUGGACGACUUUUGGCUACAGGAAGCUGUGAAGGCAUUAUAAAUAUCUAUGAUGUAUCAAAACUAGACACAACUGAACCACUUCCUAUCACAACAAUUUCAAAUUUGACAACCAAGAUUUCAAAUCUUAAAUUUAAUGCGACCACUGAAAUACUUGCAGCCUGUUCAGAAUUGAUUCCAAAUGCUGUAAAACUAGUUCACAUCCCAUCAUAUCAUGUUUUUGCAAACUUUCCCGAUCAGUCUGCAAAGUUGUCCAAAAUCACAACUGUUAAUUUUUCUCCUAAUAGUGGAUAUAUGACUAUAGGCAAUGAUAAAGGAUGUGCCAAAUUGUACAGACUGAAAUAUUAUAAGAAUUACUAAAUAUGUACCUCCCUACACAUUACAUUUAUUACCAAC
Chilo suppressalis (striped riceborer) is the source of this 1430-nucleotide messenger RNA. NCBI's taxonomy places the organism in Eukaryota, Metazoa, Arthropoda, Insecta, Lepidoptera, Crambidae. The record is from the annotation of a GenBank genome assembly.